CUGAUAACUGGUCUAUUAUGCUACUUGGCUAAAAUAAAAAGGUUCCAGAAAACCAGUCGCUGAUCUCCGCUGGACAAACCCGAGGACAGAAACAAUAAAAGGUCAGAGCGCCAUUCUGAGGUGUGAGAUGGGAGUUUGGCUUCGCAGCGUGAACACGGAGCUGAAAAAUCAGGAAGAAAACAAAAUCAACUGAGCACAUACACAAACCCACAACGUGCCAACAACUCACCAGACCCAGAGAGGUAGUUUGCCUCUGCCGACGGGACUGCUGUGUGUCGACAGUGACACCCACCAUGUCAGAUGCCCCUGAGGUCGCGCCUCCCACUCCCCCACCCCUUACCAACCCUCCCCCUCCCGAGGUCACCAACCCCACCAAGCCUGGCAGGAAGACCAAUCAGCUGCAGUACAUGCAGAACGUGGUUGUUAAGACUUUGUGGAAGCAUCAGUUUGCCUGGCCAUUCUACCAACCGGUUGAUGCCAUCAAACUCUGCCUGGCUGAUUACCAUAAGGUGAUAAAGAACCCCAUGGACAUGGGAACCAUUAAAAAACGACUGGAAAACAAUUACUACUGGAGCGCCAGUGAAGCCAUGCAGGACUUCAACACCAUGUUUACUAACUGUUACAUCUAUAACAAGCCUACGGAUGAUAUUGUCUUGAUGGCCCAGGCCUUAGAGAAGAUCUUCUUACAGAAGGUUGCCCAGAUGCCCCAAGAGGAGGUGGCUUUGUUGCCCCCUGCUCCCAAAGGAAAGACCAAAAGCAAACCACCUGCCCCAGCUACCACAAUGAGCCAGCAGGCUCAAGCUGAAUCUUCAGCCUCUCCCCCCACCUCCUACCCCUCCCCCUCCCCCUCCCAGACUCCCGUCAUCUCGACCACACCCACUCCUGUCCAGACUACGCCCCCUGUGUCUGCUCCACAGCCCUCGGCAACCAUGAUGCCCUCUGCCCAGCCUGUCGUCAAGAAGAAGGGGGUUAAGAGGAAAGCAGACACCACCACUCCGACCACCUCAGCAAUUUCGGCGGGUCGGGCCGACUCUCCGUCCGGUCAGGACCCUAAGCAGGCUAAGCUGGGCUCUGCCCGCCGUGACUCCUCCACACGACCCGCCAAGGCCAAGAAAGAGGGAGAAGAGGGGGGGGAGGCAGGGGGUGCUGUUGGGGGAGGUAGGAAGGCAGGGAGGCUCGGGGAGCAGCUGAAGCAUUGUGACACCAUCUUGAAGGAGAUGCUGUCCAAGAAACAUGCAGCAUACGCCUGGCCGUUCUACAAACCUGUAGAUGCCGAGGCACUGGAGCUCCACGACUAUCACGACAUCAUCAAACAUCCCAUGGACCUUAGCACCGUUAGGAAAAAGAUGGAUAAUCGUGAAUACAGCGAUCCUCAGAGUUUCGCAACUGACGUCAGGUUAAUGUUCUCUAAUUGUUACAAAUACAAUCCACCUGACCAUGAGGUGGUUGCCAUGGCCAGGAAACUCCAGGAUGUAUUUGAAAUGCGUUUUGCCAAGAUGCCAGAUGAGGGUUCUGAGGCAUCAGUACCGUCUACCAUCCCACUGGUCAGUAAAAGCACUGCCUCCUCUGACAGUAGCAACAACUCUUCUUCCGAUGAAUCAUCUGACUCAGAGGAGGAACGGGCCACACGAUUGGCUGAGCUCCAGGAGCAGUUGAAGGCGGUCCAUGAGCAGUUGGCCGUCCUCUCCCAGGCUCCAAGGAAAGGAAUCUGA
Messenger RNA from Lampris incognitus (smalleye Pacific opah), 1712 nucleotides. It is a transcript of the gene brd3b, whose product is annotated as bromodomain containing 3b. NCBI's taxonomy places the organism in Eukaryota, Metazoa, Chordata, Actinopteri, Lampriformes, Lampridae. Gene Ontology annotation, cellular component: chromatin; nucleus. Gene Ontology annotation, biological process: chromatin remodeling; regulation of DNA-templated transcription. The transcript is spliced from 11 exons. The record is from RefSeq and is a predicted model, not a curated record. Bases 294 to 1712 code for a protein of 472 amino acids.